AUGGAGUUCAAUGACAUACCGGCAUUCAACAUGUAUUCUAAUAAUAAUUUGGCCACAACGACAUCGGCAUCAGCCGUCGCCAACUUUGGAAUGGAGCAGCAAUUGUACGGACAUUAUCCACAGUCCCAAUCGCCUGUUGGCUACUCACAGAUCCAUCAUGUACAUCAUAAUCAACAGCAACAACAGCAACAGCAGCAACAACAACAACAUCAGCAGCAGCUUCUGCACCAGCAACAUCAACAGCAGCAGCAACAGCAACAGCAACACAUACAUCCAAGCUAUAUCAAUGUACAAUACCAUCAACAUCCACAACAGACUGCAUUGGGCUACACUACCUACUUGCCAUCCACUUCUCAACAGCAGCAACAACAACAACAACAGGUGUAUAAUAAUACACAACCUGCUGGAUACUCAAUGGUACAACACACUUCACAGCCAAUGAUGAUGCCACAACAGACGCACCAACAGCAUCAUCCCAACCCGGCAUACCACAUGGCAACAUAUUACAGCAGCUCCCCACCCAUGUCUGGCAACACUCCGAUCAAGAACUCGCCAGUGUCCAGCCCAAUAAGCGUGCUUCAUCACUCGGGCGGCUCGCCGCCACCACCCGCCAACGUGCCCGUGGUGGUACCUCAGCAGAGCAGUCCGCUAAGCAGCAGUGGCGGCAUCAGGACCAUUCCCAAGUUCUCUCUGCCUCUGCACACACUAAACAAUGUACAGCAACAGACCAAUAACACAGGUCCCAUCUCACCCAAGGCCUCUAUAUCGACAGUCACCAAGAAGCCUUACUCCCCACGCUCGUCGGCUACGUCGGCCAAGGCCAAGACGUCGCCGCGUCUGCUCUCCCACCAGCUGCCGCUGUCGCCGUCCACGGCUGUCAAGCCUGCAUCAGGUCUGGGCAUGAGCACAUCCAUCCCGUUAUUCACAGCUAUGCCACACUCCACGUCGUCGUCGACUGGCUCGACGCCAAGGUCCCCACAUCCGACGUCAUCAUCGAUUGACAUUGCCGGCGACUCGCACGUUACCCUGAGUCAGAGCAGCUCCAACUUCAACUCGCCACGCAACAUCUCGUCGGCGGCCAGCUCACCCCAGAACCUCUCAAACAGCAGUCUUGCCGCAACUAUGGUGAUCCCUCAGCCCUCGGUCUCAAUGCAGCAUCAGCUUCAUCAGCAGCAACAACACCAACAUCAGCAACAUCAACUGCAUCAACAUCAGCAACAGAACCAGACUAUGAUGGAGCCAUCGAUGAUGUCCUUGUACGGCGACAUCAACUCCAUCAACCAUAAUCAACAGACAUGUAUGACUACAACCUCGACGACGUCGCCCAGCGGCGCCGGCUAUAUGGACAGCAUGCAAUCACAGAGCAGCCCCACCACACUUCCCAUCUACCACCAGCUUAGCGUGCAGUCCCCUAUCGACCAGCCCAUGGUGGACUUUUGUGCCGAGGGCGAGCUAUCGUCAGGCGAGCUCUCCAAACUAGACACGUCGUCACUCUUUGCCCAGGUGUCGGGCACCAGCUGCUCGCAAUGCUUUGGAUCGAUCGUCGACGCAAGCAGCAUGCUAUCAUGCCUGUCGUGCCACGCCAGCUAUCACCGCACGUGUGUCUAUGGUGAGCAACUGUCACAGCAGUGGUUGUGUGUCAGCUGUCAGUCCUACCAAGCGGACUACAUGUUCUCGCCAUCGUGGAACGUCACUGCCACAACCACCGAGGCCAUGCAACACACCACGCAGACUCACCAUCUGGCGCCAACUUCAGGCCAGCAGGACAGCCUUCAGUCGACCGACUCAAGCGAGCACUCAGACAAUGGCGACCAGAGCGAUCAGAGCUCAGAGUCGGACGAGCAGCUCGACGACCAAGAUGACCAAGAUCAUGAUCAGGACCAGGACCAGGCGUGUGAUGACUCGGAGGAAGAGUCUUCGUCUGAGGAUGAGGACGACUCGGCCACUGCCAAGCCAAAGAAGCACACGUCCAAGGGACACUGGACCAAGGAAGAGGAUGAUCAGCUGCGUUUGCUUGUCGACAAGUAUGGCACCAAGCGCUGGAAGUACAUUGCCAGUCUGACGGGCCAGCGCAAUGGCAGACAGUGUCGCGAGAGAUGGGCCAAUCAGCUGGACCCAGACAUCAAGCGUGACGCAUGGACUCUGCACGAGGACAAGGUCAUCCUCGAGGCACACCGCGUCCAUGGCAACAAAUGGGCCGAGAUCUCUAAGCUGCUGCCUGGCCGCACUAACUGCGCAAUCAAGAACCAUUGGAACUCAACGAUGAAGCGAAAGAUCAGCAAGAACGAGUACGACUUCUCGAUGCUGUCGCUCAACUCGCCGCAGCUCUCGUCGCUCUCCUCAUCUCCACCCGCUUCCUCCUUCAACCUUGUACAUAACAUCCACCACACGGCCUCGGCCCUCCACCCUCAACAUCAACAACAACACAACGGCGGCACGACGUCGUCUGGCAGUGACAGCCUCACCCUGUCGUCACCUCGCGAGCACAACAACUCUGGCAUCAAGAAGGAGCUGUUGCCAUGCUACAUAUGCGAGUCGAUCACGUACCUACCACCCAAGGGCGCGGACGCCGUGCACAAACAGCAUCCACUCAACCAGGACCACUGCAACUACUUUGACCUGGCAUACCCGACGGGCGACCGCCGCUUCUGUCUGUGCCACGCGCACUUUAGCUCGUACCGACGCCGCCAGUUUGCCAAGUGCGGUGCGGGCAUCAAUGGCACAAACGCGGUGGCUGUGCAGCAGACCGAACAGGUGCGUCGCGAGGACGAGGUGAUCCUGGCGAUGCGUGCCAGUCGCGAUUGGCGCGACCUGGGCGAUAUCCUUGCGAUGAAGAAUGAGAACAUCAAGAACGACACGCUCAAGAUCGACCUGCUCGUGCUCUACGACACGCUGCUCGAGACCAGCCAGCUGCCAAUCGAGCUCAGCUACCACCGUCUCUACGACGUGCUCCUCAUCAAGGCCAAGGGCAAGAAGGGAGCGGCUGCAGCGGCCGCCAGCGCCAACGCCAAUGCCAGCGCGAGUGCCAACAACAACAACUCGGGUGGUGAGGCGGCGACGACAUUGGUGCCAGCAGCCGAGCAGGAGACGUCGGGCAUCAACAAGAAGCUCGUGAAGAACAACAUCAAGUUCAAGAUCAAGAACCUGCUGGUCACAUUCCCCCAUCUCAAGUUCUACGGCACUGCCAAGGACUUCCAUCUGCAACGACUGCAGCGUGUGCCAGAGGUACUACUCGUCAAGGACAACGUCCAUCUAAGGAAUCGAUUCCUCGAAUAA
This is a messenger RNA of Acytostelium subglobosum LB1, 3276 nucleotides long. RefSeq lists its product as hypothetical. Bases 1 to 3276 code for a protein of 1091 amino acids. The record is from RefSeq and is a predicted model, not a curated record. NCBI's taxonomy places the organism in Eukaryota, Evosea, Eumycetozoa, Acytosteliales, Acytosteliaceae. The transcript has a single exon.